Molecule: messenger RNA, 1637 nt
Organism: Ziziphus jujuba (common jujube)
Lineage: Eukaryota; Viridiplantae; Streptophyta; Magnoliopsida; Rosales; Rhamnaceae
Product: protein ALP1-like
Exons: 5
Coding region: 317-1507 (396 amino acids)
Source: RefSeq, a predicted model, not a curated record
AACUAAGGGCGUGUUUGUUUCACCGGAUUGGACAGGAUUGUGUCCCAAUCCGGUGUUUGGAAGGAACAAAUGAAGGAGCGGAUAAGUUAGCUGCUACAGUGAAAUAAUCCCCCGAGAGGGGGAUUAAGCUAACCCGUCCUUCCCCCUGGGUCAAAUUUCUGUCCGGAGCUCAUCGAAGGCGUUGGUGGUGUCUCUCGCGUGCCUCUGCCCAGAUCAAGCUCUGUGUUCUUCUUCUUGAAUCUGAUCGCAUCAUAGCUCGUCUCCAACAACCAUAUUCACUAGAUUGCAUUCCAGUGGAGGCAGAGUAUCAGUGAAUAUGGAUCGAAGAAAAUUAGCGGCAUUAUUGAUGCUUCCAAAUGAUAAGGCAUUAGAAUAUUUUUGUACAUGCUUUAUAGUUGUCGGGUUUAUGUACAUGUAUGUAGCAAUGCGAUUGAGAAAUGAUAGAGGUGCUAGGAAUCGAAUAAAUAGGACUGCAGAGUUGCGUUCGUCUUUUGUAACUAGUUUGUUGGACAAUGAUGUUAACUGUAUUAGUCAACUUAGGAUGGAUAGGAGAACAUUUGGUAUUUUAUGUCAGUUAUUACGCCAUGAUGGAUAUGUUAAAAGAGAUGGUACUGUUACAUUGGAAGAGCAAGUGUGCAUAUUUUUGCAUAUAAUUGCUCAUCAUACAAAGAACCGUACAAUUAUCACUAGAUUCAAUAGAUCGGGGGAAACAGUUAGUAGAUAUUUCAAUUCAGUGUUGAAUGGAGUGUUACGUUUACAUGGGACAUUGUUGAGGCAUCCUGAACCUGUGUCAGAUAAUUGUUCGGAUGAUAGAUGGAAAAUAUUUAAGAAUUGUUUGGGAGCAUUAGAUGGAACUUAUAUUAAGGUUAAUGUACCCGAAAUCGAUAAGCCGAGAUAUCGAACCAGGAAGGGUGAGAUAGCCACAAAUGUCUUAGGUGUAUGUAACCCAAAUAUGGAAUUCAUAUUUGUAUUACCUGGUUGGGAAGGUUCCGCUUCAGACUCAAGAGUACUUCGAGAUGCAUUAAGUAGGCCAAAUGGAUUAAAAGUACCCACCGGUUAUUAUUAUUUAGUGGAUGCUGGUUACACUAAUGGUGAAGGAUUUCUUGCACCAUAUAGGGGAACAAGAUAUCACCUUUCCGAAUGGAGAGAUGGUUGUGCACCUGCAAAUCAUGAAGAGUAUUUCAAUAUGAAGCAUGCAUCUGCUAGAAAUAUAAUAGAAAGAUGUUUUGGGGUUCUAAAAAUGCGAUGGGCAAUUUUAAGAAGUCCAUCGUUCUAUCCAAUUUCAAUCCAAAUUAAGAUAAUUACUGCAUGUUGUUUGAUACAUAAUCUUAUUAGGAGAGAAAUGGCACUUGAUCCUGGAGAAGCUGAAUUUGAUAUGAGUAACGAUGCUGACAUAAGUGGGGAUGAAGAUAUUAUAGGGUCAAUUGGUUCUUCGGAUCAAUGGACUAAUUGGAGAAAUGAGUUAGCUAGGCAUAUGUUUGAUGAGUGGAGAAGUCGUCGUGGUUAAUAGUUGAUUGUUAUGAUUUAUAUAAUUUUGUAACUGUUUAAUUUUAUGGUGUUUGUUAUAUCUUUUGUAUGAAGACUAAAUUAUAUUAAAUAUAACAUAUGAGAUUUUUAUUAUUUGUUAUUAAAUUCAU